UCCCUUGCGGGAACAAGUGGCAGUGCAAGUCCAGAGAAGUGGAAAGAUGAAGACCUAGGAUGGUUCCCAAACCCAAAGGGCGAAUAUACUGAAUUCUCCAAUAGUAUUCUGUCAAAAUUCUACUUGCCAUUUUGGACGACUUGUCCCUACAAGGAACGCUUUCGCCGCUGUUUUGUGACUGAAAGAAAACGCCAGUGGGACGUUUGCGAGGCUUUGAAAGCAAUAAAUCACAAGUUGGCUUUUGCGACUUCUGA
Porites lobata is the source of this 254-nucleotide messenger RNA. NCBI's taxonomy places the organism in Eukaryota, Metazoa, Cnidaria, Anthozoa, Scleractinia, Poritidae. The record is from the annotation of a GenBank genome assembly.